AUCCCUAUAUAUAUAUAGGGAUUGACUCCAGUCAGAUGACAUCUUUCGGUCAGAUGACACUUUCGGUCAGAUGACAUGCUUCAGAAUGAGCACCACCUUGUUUGGGUAGGGUUGGAGUUCAUGUGGGCCAAAGAAACCAAGUCCAAAAACAAGUGGACAUUUCAAAAACUGGCGUCCCUUUUUCCCUUGCCCCUCCUGAAUUUCACACCACUUCUGACCAACCAUGUUCGUCCAAACAGACUAAUUCACAGUGGUCUCCUCUGAUGCCUAUCAUUGAAGAUGUGAAUGAAGAUGAAGUCCUUUCCCAAUCCACGCCAUCACCUAAACAGAAUGCCCCACUGCCCAUUACUAUCCCAGAUGACAGCCUGGCCUUGGUCCCCUACUCCAAUGGUCCAGGGGUCCCAACGCUUGCACCACACCUCCUCAGUAAAGAUGACUCCUGGGUCUGCAAACCUUCCUCUGCCUCCACGAUGUGCAUGGACUUUGGGAAGCUUGAGAAAGAAGAUGACUUCUCUUCUUUGUACUGCCAUUCCGAAGGCAAUGAAGGGGAUAUGCCUUUCGAUGGUUCUGAGCUUCUUCCCUUACAGCUGAUUUUUUGGAACGUCUGCGGGGUGCCCUCUUCCCUUGAAAGACUUCUUUCCCUUAAGAGGAUUCACACCCCUUCUUUCUUUUGUAUCUUUGAACCAAAAAUUUCAGCUUCACACAUUUCUUCCUACGGACCUAAUUUGGGUUACAGCAACCAUCUCUCUUCGGCUAAUAACAAGAGAUGGAUAUUUUGGGACUCUAACCUGCUUCAUUUGAUUAGCUUUGACGACGAAGAGCAAGCUACUCACUGCACAUUCUCCAUGGUAAACAAAUCCAACUCCACAAUUAUCAUCUCUUCUGUCUAUGGGGCUCACACGGUGAUUGAGAGAAGGCAGCUUUGGGAGAGCUUACAGGGGAGGAGCAACACUAAUCAAAAUUGGGUGGUGGGAGGUGACUUUAAUGCUAUUUCUUCCCCUUCAGAAUACAAAGGUCAGUGCGAACCAAAUGCACUUGGAAUGGAAGAGUUCAACUCGUGCAUUGAAGCUUGUAAUCUGUUCUGUCCAGACCCUUCCGGUGGUCUCUUUACUUGGUCUGGCACAAGAAGCCGUGGGAGAACAUGGCGUAGGUUGGAUAGAGUGUUGGUUAAUCUAGCUUUCCAAUCAUUCUUUCCUCAUUUUUAUAUUCACCAUUUACCCAAAGCUUGUAGUGACCACAAAGCUAUUCUCUUCACUUGUCAUCCUAGCCGUGAAAGUGGCCCUUCUUCUUUCCGAUUCCUGAAUGCCUGGAUUUACCAUGACCAGUUCCUCCAGGUGGUUAAGGAUUGUUGGACUAAGACUCCCUACUCUGGUGGCAUGCGUGGACUUGUGGCAAAACUCAAAGGUCUUAAGGGAUGUCUCAAGGAGUGGAACAAGAAGGAAUUUGGCAAUAUCUUUGAAAAUCUUACUAAGGCGGAGGAGUUUGCAACCCAAACCCAAUUGUGCUUUGAGGAAGAUCCUACCGAUGCCAAUCGCGAAAUAGCCGAGAAGGCAAACGCCAAACUUCUUCUCGCUACUCACAAAGAGGUGGCAUAUUGGAAGCAAAAAGCUAAUGCGAGAUGGCUUGAAUUUGGGGACUCAAACUCCAAGGUCUUCCAUGCCUUUGCUAAUGGGAAGAGAAGGAAGCUUGCCAUUAAUCAUAUUAUUUCGGACACUGGUGUUGGGCUCUCCAUUCAAUCAGAGAUCUGCUUGGAAGCUGCUUCCCACUUCUCCAAGCAGUUUCAGGCCCUUUCCCCCUCCAAGCCUAUCCACCCCCUCUCCCAAAUCCCUAGUAUCAUCACAGACAGUGAUAACUUGCAGCUCAGUAGGAUUCCUUCCUUGGAGGAAGUUCGGCAGGCAGUUUGGGAUCUGGACAGUGGCAGCGCCUCAGGACCGGAUGGCUUCAAUGGUGUUUUCUUUCGUACUUGUUGGGAAAUUAUUAAAGAGGAAAUGCUCAAAGCCUCUCAAGAAUUUUUCUUGGGAUUUCCAAUUCCGCGAGCCUACGGUAGUACUCUCAUUUCCCUUAUCCCCAAGAAGGAUAGUCCCAAACGCUUUGAUGAUUUCAGGCCCAUCUCCCUUAGCACGUUCAUGAGCAAGGUUAACACCAAAAUCCUCUCCAACAGGCUCAAACCCUUGCUGCCCAAGCUAAUCUCCUCAAAUCAAGCAGCUUUUCAACAAGGAAAAAGCAUGGCUGACCACAUCCUUUUAGCGCAAGAGGCAGCUCACAACUUGGACAGGAAAACUUUCGGAGGAAACAUGAUAAUUAAGAUUGAUAUUGCCAAAGCAUUUGACACUCUACGUUGGGAUUAUCUUGAGGCAGUUCUGAAGGAGUUCAGCUUCUCCAGACACUUCAUUGGUCUUCUCCUGGCAAACCUUAAAGGCACCAUGCUCUCAGUUCUUAUUAACGGGCAGCCCACCGGUUACUUUCCUAUGUCUAGGGGUGUCAAGCAAGGUGACCCCCUAUCUCCUCUUCUUUUCAUUAUUGCAGGGGAAGGUCUUUCAAGAACGCUCAACAAAAGUUUGGAGGAAGACCACAUCCAUCCCUUUAAUUUGGGUAGGAUUAAGAUGCCGGGCCAUCUUACCUACGCGGAUGAUAUUAUGAUCUUCACCAGAGGUGAUACUAUCAACCUUCUAAAGCUUAGGAAAAUUCUUGGAGAUUACUCUUUGGAUUCGGGGCAGGUCAUCAACUUCACAAAGAGUAACUUCUUCGUCAAAUCUUCUACCCCCUCUUCUCAAUUGACAAACAUGAGCAAGACCCUUGCUAUGGAAGGAGGUUCUCUUCCUUUUCGUUACCUUGGUGCAACAAUCUGCAAGGGUAUUCUUAGGAAGCCGCAAUGUGAUCAUCUUCUUGCACAUUUCGACAAGCACCUACUCUCGUGGUAUAGCAAGACUUUGAACCCAAUGGGAAGGCUUAUUUUAAUUAAACAUGUACUAUCCUCGAUCCCCUUACAUGUUCUAGUGGUUCACACCAUCCCGACGUCGAUAAUCAAUUCUCUUCAAGCCCGGAUGGCCAACUUCUUUUGGGGUUCUAGAAAUGGUGCAAGGCUUCAUCAUUGGAAAACAUGGACUUCUCUUUGUUGUCCUACUUCUUCAGGUGGUUUGGGCAUUAAUGACUUGCGGCAGAUGCAGCUUCUUCACUCAAUAAACUUAUGGUGGCGGGUUAACCAUGAUAACGGUGAGUGGGCUUCUCUCAUGAGGGGCAUUUAUAUGAAAAUAGGCAACAUUAAGGAGAAGCUGACGGACUCCCCAACAUGGAAGAGGAUCUGUAGGGUUCAUGAGUUGGCGCUAAACCAUUACAGCAGAAGCCCGAACCUUCCUCUUUGGGACGGGAAACUCUACUCCUCUAAGACAGUACUUAGCUCUAUUGGAGAUGGUCUCCCUUCAAGACUCUCUUGCAAAUAUAUUUGGCAUUCAGCUCAAACCCCCAAGCUCAGAAUUUUUCAAUGGAAAGCAUUCUUUGGCUAUCUUCCCUUUCCUGAACUGGCUGCUAGGUUUUCGGCCAGUCUUCCUAGUAGGUGCCCCCUUUGCAAAUCCUCUGAUGAUGCCUUGGAUCAUACCCUUGCUUCUUGUCCCCUCAGCUUGCAAGUUUGGAGUUAUUUUGCAGCCCUCAUAGAUGCACCUAAACCGUCCUCAGCACUACGACUAAAUCAAAUUUUCCUCACCUGGUGGUUCAGCGCUGAGUCCUCUUCUCUUAAGGGUAUUCUAAGAUUAGUCCUGCCGGGAGUUAUCUCGUGGCAUCUUUGGAAAGCAAGAAAUCAAGCCAUUUAUGACGGAUCCACCCCGAGUAAAGAUACGAUCAUUCAAAGAUGCUUUUAUCACGUACAAGCAUGGAGUUGGGCCUCACGACGUAAGAGGUGGCUGGUUAAAGAUAGAAGCUUCUCCGAUUGGGGGCUCGAUCUUUUCUGGAUUAAUUUUCUGGAUUAAUGGUAGUAGAUUGUUGCAUGUAGUUUGACUUUCUUCUUGGUUUUGUACUUGGUCUUUCUUCAUUAAUAAAAGAACUCUUCAUUU
Molecule: messenger RNA, 4046 nt
Organism: Cuscuta campestris
Lineage: Eukaryota; Viridiplantae; Streptophyta; Magnoliopsida; Solanales; Convolvulaceae
Source: the annotation of a GenBank genome assembly